This is a messenger RNA of Seminavis robusta, 2021 nucleotides long. The record is from the annotation of a GenBank genome assembly. Lineage: Eukaryota; Bacillariophyta; Bacillariophyceae; Naviculales; Naviculaceae.
GUUGGGCAUCGGGCAACUGAACCGUUGUGUGCAUUCGAGAUUGCUCACAAAUUAUCCAUUUUAGAGCGAUGCCGGUACUAGCUACUCGAGUCGACAGCAACCAGCAGCCAACGCAAAAUAUUCUUAAUCGUCACUUUGCAUCAUGAGCAAGAGCCUUUACUUCGCGAAGUUUCUGGUUUUCCUGGUCCUGUUUGCAGCCGAACGAAGCGCUGCUUCCUCGAGCUUUCGAAAGCAGCCACGAGGGCAUCACUGGGAGGAAGAAAGAGCAGUAGAGACGACGACGACCAAUGGACGUAACCUAGGAGUCUUUUCUAGCCUAUGGAACGGUGGCUCGCGACUGGUUGGACUUGUUCGCAAAGUAACCGGUUGCGGCACCGAAGAAGACACAGGUACCGAAAGUCCCACUCCCGCGCCAUCUGUUGUUCUCGCCACUUCACCAACACCCGUUCCCAACAUGGCUCCUGCGGCCCCCACUGGACAGCCUGUUACGUUCUUCGUCGACUACCGUGCCCGGUUCAAGCGGAUUGUGGAUGGUGGCUGCGAGAGCCCUACCACCGAAACAAUUUUGGCUGUCUGUGACAAGGGCAGCUUGGAGGUUGACGUUGGCAAAACUUCAGCAGAAAUAGGUUGCGCUCCAUCAUUUGACUACGGUUCAGGUGGUCAAUACACUGUGUGUUCUCUGAAUUGCACAAGCACUGACUGUGAUGAUCUCUAUAUUGACAGGGAUGCAGUUCACAUCUUCAACGUAUGGCAGACAAAUGAGAACUAUGCAGAGAUCCACUUCCGAUGCGCUGGGGCUGAUGAAAACUCAGUUGAUGCCCUCUACAUGAUUGCAGGCAGUGAUACAACAGGUGCAACUGGGAGCUGUGUGGCUGACGGGGACGGCAGUGGCAAGAACUUGCUGCUGGGAGAGCUCAAUGUUGAGUGUCCUACUGAGGAAGGUGACGAGCGAGAAUACGUGAACUCCCAUGCUUUCUCGGAAUGCGGCCCCCUUGAUGCCAUCCCUUUGAAUGUUGACGGCAACUAUACUUGUGUCGCAGGGGAUUGGUGCGGUGAUGAAGCGUGCCAGGUGGAGUACAAGGAUGUCUUUGUCGAGGCUGAUCACCAUCAAUUCCAACAGUGUAUCCAAACUGAUCCAGCCGGUCACAGUGUGCCUCUCCCCAUUGUAACUGUCGAUGACGUCUUGAUGCCAGAGCCAGGCCAGUACUCAUCACAAUUUCAAGUUGGUGCGGAAUUUUGGUUUGAUGAAGAUUCUUGUGAGGCAGAGAACACGGGAGUUCGUAUCACUUGCAUCGAUGGCGCCAUUGGCAUCAUUGCUACUGCUACCGGUGUUCUCUGUGAAACGGUGAGCUCCAGCGAGGUAGUGUGCACUGAAACAAACGGGACUGUUGGUGGAUCAGUGGGUUUUGCUGAAUAUGAAUGCACCUCCACAGAUGUAGUGCCAGCAACACAGGUUGAGUACUCUACAACCGAAGUAGCCUGCACUUCCAGUUCCCCUUUACAAGCCACUCGUUUCAUUGACUUGGGUGUUUUGUGUGGCGUGCCUGGGAGCCAAGAAUACUUUGCAAGCGAUCUAUUCUUUGAAUGUGGACAGCAAAACGAGUACACCAUUCGUGCCUCGGAUGGUCGCUUGACUUGUUUUGAACAAGUCCAAGUACCCGCCAACCGCAACAAUGACCCUGUCACAAUCCCUCCUGCUAGGGCAUUUACAGACUACCGCUGGGCCUUUUUUUCCAGCGGCAUUUGCUAGAGCCACAUUGCAUCAACUGCGUCGGCCGUUUUGAUUCAGAGGGCCACAGCUGUCAAGUCGCUACUCGCUUGAGCCAGGUGACGCACAAAGACGGGGUUGAAUAAUCCAAACCAAGCCGUCUUCACUGAUUUGUUUGAGGCUGCAAAUUGUAUUUUUGGUGGGAACAGCCCACGAUGCGUGGUCUCAAACACCUGGGUGCAUCUGCCAGUAAGGCAAGGGUCGAGGAAGUAGCUGGGUAGUGUAGCAAGCGUAAUCACAUCAUUUUCUGUAG